This is a messenger RNA of Trichomonas vaginalis G3, 948 nucleotides long. RefSeq names its product glycoprotein 38 family. The coding region runs from base 1 to 948 and encodes 315 amino acids. The transcript has a single exon. NCBI's taxonomy places the organism in Eukaryota, Parabasalia, Trichomonadida, Trichomonadidae. The record is from RefSeq and is a predicted model, not a curated record.
AUGCUAGUUGCAUUAUUUUCUUUAGCAAUUGAAAAUUUUUAUCACUUCCCUAAUUGCUCAAACAUUAUGCAUGACGAGCUCUCAUAUGAAGUGAAAUUUGCAGAAAUAACAAUUGCGGCAGGUGCAUGCAGAGAACUCAGUGAUUAUUCAUUUAUUAUUGCCAGUGAAUCUGACUUUGUUGUUGAUUUCUACAAGAUUACAGAAGAAGAUGGUCCACCAAAGGUUAUCACAACAAAAAAGAAUCCUUUUAUCAUCAACAAUCCAACAGGGGAUUCUGAGUUUAGAUUUACUUCAACAAUAAAAUGCGCCGAUAGUAGUAAAGAAUGCAAAGUACAAAUAUUUGCAGAUCCAAUGUCAUCUGUUGAAAGUAGUAAUGAAGAAGAAUCGCCCCACAUUAAACUUUAUAUAACUUCAGCAAAGGAAGGAAAAAUCGAAUUUGAUCGUCAAAAUGAUACACUUUUAAUAGUCAAUUUCUUAACGAAUAAUACAUAUAAAAUAGUGAGUGAAUCAAAUUAUAAAAUUUAUAUUGGUGAAGGAAAUUAUGUUACGGAUAGUCAAUUAAUUAAUACUGGUGAGCACACUCUUACUGGAAUUAAGAACAUAUUUACCUUACCACACGAGGAUGCACCGGAGAACUUCGAACCACCAUUUAAGACCACAAUAACAUACGAAACAACCAAAGAAGCUAAUAAUAAAUUAUUGUUCCCUGAGUUUGCUGGUUGGAUCCCUCAAGAAGCAAAUGUUUUCACACUUGAUGAUCUCAAAAAUGAAGCAACUCCCAGCUCACCUACACCUACACCCACAUCUUCCAAAAAACUUUCAGGUGGAGCAAUCGCAGGUAUUGUAAUUGGUUGUGUUGCAGUUGUUGGUGCUGUCACCGGUGUUUGCAUUUGGCUAUUUGUAUGCAAGGGAGCAUCAAAGGUUGCAGCAGCAGAAGCUACUCCAUAA